GGCACAAAGCGGUCAGAAUGUACUCUCGUGGGCACGUCGGGCUCCAUCCGCAAGGAUGAGAGGCCAUCCCUGCCCGUCAUGUAUUUCUUCCUCAUCGUAUAAAGGUGGAUCGACUUCGUUACCUGAAAGUCCAACAGCUUCUACGAGACGUACCAGUCAGACCAAGUCUCCGCACAAUGUUCUCUACUGUGUUUUCCAUCGUCGGAACAGCCCUUGCACUGGCGUCUGCCUCUGCUGCUUCCGCUCUGCCUGUUUCUAGCAGGGACGUGUGGGACCCUGCUAUUUUCACCCCAACCUCUGAAACCCUCUGGUACAUCGGUCAAGACUACACCGUGACUUGGAACACCUCCAAUCCACCCCAAGAAGUCACCGACGUCUAUGGCAGACUUUAUCUCACUCAAGGCGAUUCCGGCCAAGCAGGGCCCACUCUCGCGCAAGGAUUCCCCUUGUCAGAUGGCGAGGUCAGCAUCACCGUUCCGGAUGUCCAGCCUGCAUUGAAUUGGAAGGUCGUUUUGAUGGGCGACUCUGGCGAUUAUAGUGCCGAGUUCAGGAUUGAGAGUGCACCGGCCGACGCUUAAUCGCACCUGCGUGCUCGAUGCAGACCCGUCGAGUUUUAGGGGUGUUGGUAUCGAGAUUUGGACUGCAUAUGGACUUUCUUAUCUACGGUUGUUUACGAGAAUGGACUUUUGUUGGGUCUUUGAUGGUAAUGCACUACGAUAACGGUCUAGAAUAGAUACUUGAGUUACCUGAAAUAAGCAAGUUACAGCUCACAGACGUAAGAUAGCUGCAUGCAAGGCGACCGUGGUACAUCCAGAACAUAGAACAAUCAGGCGG
This is a messenger RNA of Coniophora puteana RWD-64-598 SS2, 834 nucleotides long. RefSeq lists its product as uncharacterized. The record is from RefSeq and is a predicted model, not a curated record. Lineage: Eukaryota; Fungi; Basidiomycota; Agaricomycetes; Boletales; Coniophoraceae. The transcript has 2 exons. Bases 177 to 578 code for a protein of 133 amino acids.